UUUUAAUUCUAGUUGAUUUUUCGUUAUGUUUUCUGGUGAAGCCCAUUUAUAUUGGUAUCGAAAUUACAACCCUGAUAAUUAUUAUAGAGAACGGCAAUUCUACGAUGAUGGGGAGAAAUAUAUUCUUGAGAAGCUCAGCAAAUUUCUUGACACGCUUGGAAAAUUCGUAAUACUGCAAGGGUAAAGAAGGCACCAACAAAAAAUACAUUUUAUCGGUAUGAAAAGAUGAUGGCAAAAUAUUGAUAGUUACAGAAGAGUGCUUUAAAAAAAAACUAUUAUGAACGACAAAAUGGAAGAUCUACUAAAACUAGACUCAACUUCAACAGAAGAGAAUAAAGAGGAUGAGGUUGAACUCGAAGCAGUUGAUGUGGGUGAUAAGGAAGAAGUUAAAAACAAUGCAGACCAUGAAUUUUUCUAUCCAUUUCCGCUAAUAAUGAGGGAAAAUCAAAUGGGAAUGACCAUCACCUCAGGUAGUGUCACUAUCGUGAAGGAUGCGAACAAUCUCAUUGGCAUAAGCAUUGGUGGCGGUUAUCCCUUAUGUCCAUGUCUGUACAUAGUCCAAAUUUUCGACAACACAGCUGCAAGUCGCGAUGGCACUCUUCAAUCUGGGGAUGAAUUGGUCUCUGUCAAUGGACAAAGCGUCAAGGGAAAGAGCAAAACUGAAGUCGCCAAGAUGAUACAAGCUGCUAAGGAAGAGGUUACAAUCAACUACAACAAAUUACAUGCGGAUCCCAAACAGGGUAAAAGUCUCGACAUUAUUUUGAAGAAGAUGAAGCAUAGGUUAGUUGAAAAUAUGAGUUCGUCCACUGCUGACGCUCUGGGACUCUCUAGGGCGAUUCUGUGCAACGACACCCUUGUCAAAAAGAUGCAGGAGCUGCAGGACACGGAGUUGAUGUACAAGGGUUUGGUUGAACAUUGCAAAGGUUUGAUAGUGGCUCAUCUGGAGUUGAGUCAAACAAUGAAAGCUAUCGGUGACGUUUUCGGAGAAAUAGCAUCUCGUGAACCCCAGCAAAGAGCGAGUGAGGCUUUCCGGGUAUUCGGAGAGCAGCACAGACAAAUGGAGGCAGCUAGCGUUAAGAUUCUCAAAGAAAUAAAACCUGUCAUCAAAGACAUGGGUACCUAUCUUUACAAGGCGAUUCCAGACACCAGGUUGACAGUCAAGAAGUAUGCAGAUGCCAAAUUCGAGUAUCUCGCCUAUUGCUUGAAGGUGAAAGAAAUGGAUGAUGAGGAAUGCAGCUAUGCGGCUCUACAAGAACCUUUGUAUAGAGUGGAGACUGGAAAUUAUGAAUACAGACUCAUACUGAGAUGUAGACAGAUGGCUCGAGCGAAAUUCGCCAAGCUUCGAUCGGAUGUGCUGGUGAAAAUGGAACUUUUGGACAGCAAGCAUGUGCAAUCUCUGGGUGGUCAUCUUUCUAAACUGAUCAAAGGACUGGCGCAAAUUCAUUCCAACCAAGCAGAGGUGAUGUCGGGGCCUUGUCUGUUUCCAGUUGAAGUGGAUCUCACGAACAAUGCCUUCCAAUACAAAUCGACAACCCCACUCACACAGGAGAACGAAGAUGACGACGACGAGCUGUGCAUAGAGAACGGUGAAGAAAUAAACGAAAUCGGCGACCAAAAUUUAAUCAGUGACCUUCUGAACUUAUCCUGCGAAUCGGACACCAAUUUUUCCGUCCCCAACGACGAGACGAACGAGAAGAAUUUGAUGCAGAAAGAACCCAAUUACGAUGCAAUGGAUAAUUUAACAUUAUUGUCAACGUUGAAUAUCCAGGAUCGCAGUCCUGUUUGCUCCCAAUCAGAAAACGCGUUGAUACCCAAUUUAGACUAAUGGAGAAGAAUUAAUUUGAAUUUAUUGUAUUCCUCAAUCGAAAUAUAGUGCUAAUUUUGU
This is a messenger RNA of Coccinella septempunctata (seven-spotted ladybird), 1885 nucleotides long. It is a transcript of the gene PICK1, whose product is annotated as PRKCA-binding protein. Gene Ontology annotation, biological process: dendritic spine maintenance; positive regulation of receptor internalization; receptor clustering. Gene Ontology annotation, cellular component: postsynaptic density; postsynaptic early endosome; synaptic vesicle. The transcript is spliced from 9 exons. The record is from RefSeq and is a predicted model, not a curated record. NCBI's taxonomy places the organism in Eukaryota, Metazoa, Arthropoda, Insecta, Coleoptera, Coccinellidae. Bases 278 to 1825 code for a protein of 515 amino acids. Gene Ontology annotation, molecular function: protein domain specific binding; protein kinase C binding; phospholipid binding.